AUGCCGGCGCUUCGCUGCCUCGGUCGCGCGUGGCGCAUCGCCUCGGACGAGCUCGUGCUUCCGGGCGUCUCCGGGAUGCUCCUCUGCCUCGCGUGGAGCAUCGUUUUGCUGGUUCUCCUCCCAGGAACACAGCUGGAGAGCGCGCCGGGCUGCCAGACCCCGAUCGACUGGUUCGGCGUCACUCUCGUGAUGACCAUCACACUCCUGCUCUCCGUCGCGGCGCUCGGGUGGCUCGCGUACGAGUCCUCGCGAGGCACCGUCUUCGAGGUCUCCAAACGCAAGCGCGUCCCCUGGGCGAUCUACGUCCUCUGCUGCCUCUGUCUGACCCUCAUGGCGACGCUGCUGGCGGCCACGGCGUCGUUCGUCGGCGACAUCGACCUGGAAGCCUGCCUGCAGCGCAACGGCGCGGUGGCCCGCGCGCUGGACCCGAUCGUGAUGUUCCUCGUCGUGGUGAUCGGGUCCUGGGUGUUCGUAGCCGGCGCGGUCGCGACGUUCCUCCUCGCCUACUCCUUCCGCCACCACGCGGACAGCAACGAGGGCUGGCGACGCCGCGUCCACUGCUACGCGCGCAUCUGCGGCUGGCAGCUGCCCCGGAAUGCGGAGUUCGCGGAGGCGCACUCGACGAUCGAGGAGUGGGAGCGCGAGGGUCCCGCCGCGGCGAUGGUCGCCGAGGAGUCCUCCGCGACGGCCACGAACCGCGCACUGGAGCGGCUGGCGGCGAUCGCCGUCGCCGUCCUGGGCGGGGGCGACCUGGUGCUGUCGGACGCCGUGACGAUGCUCCGACUGGUCGCGGUGCAGCAGAACGCCGAUACGCAGCGCGCGCCGUGGAACAGGAGCCUCUGGAAGAGCGACUGCGGCGACAGCACCCCGGGGGCGUUGCCCGACACUAGGAGCGCGUUCACGUCCCGCGUGGCCGAGGUGGGGGAGGCGGCGGGGGCGGAGCGGGUGUGGCAGCGGAGGGGAACGGACGAGUCGCAAGCCUGGAAGCGGUCAGUCUCAGGACUGGCCAGCGACGGCGGGGCGAGCAAAACGCCCCGGGGGUCGCUGCAUGGCGCGCUGGGGGCCGUGGUGCGGAAAUGGCGACGGAAGUCCAAGCCGUGGCAAGACUCCGGCGCCGAGGGACACAAGCGCAUCGACGGGAAGGAUCUGUCGUCGACCCGGCCCGAGGCGGUCGUCCCGGAGGCGCGACGAUACAUGGCGUAUGCUGAAGCUAUUUACGGCGCCCCGCUGCAGAUGUACAAGGCCGGGGUGAUGAACUGCGCGUGCUGCGGCGUCGCAGCGCAUCUGUGCUGCCGCGCAGUGUGCGCAGACCCCUGCGCGGGCCGCGGGGACGGCCUGGAUGAGCCGGCGCAGCGGGGCAUCAUGAUCGAAGCGAUCCUGCAGGCGGCGCGCAUGAGGCGACAGGAUCUGCUUUUUGUGUCGCAGGCCAACAGCGCACUCGGACAGGUCCCGUUCCUCAUCGCGCUGGACUGGCCGACGAAGAGCGUGGUCGUGGCCAUCCGCGGCACUGGCUCCGUCGCCGACGCCAUCACGGACAUCAUGUGCGACACCACAUCCCUUGACGUCAUUGAUGACGUGGCGAGAGACGCUGGCCUCCUGCGCGACGACGGAAACGCAGCCAGCGGGCCCGCAGCGCAGGCUGCGGCGCGCUCGGACGCUAGCGGCACGUCGUGGCGGUCUGCUGAGAGCUUCCACGUGGACCUCGAGGAAGGGCGUUCCGGCCGGCGCGCGCGGUUCGCCGAGCCCGACACCGCGGGGGAGUCUAACUGCGUCUGUCAGGCGGGCGACGCGGCCGAGCCGCGCUACGGCCACGCGGGCUUCGUCGCCGUCGCGCGCAACAUCCUCCGCGCGCUGCUCUCGGGCGGUGUCCUCCAGGACGUCCUCGGGGGGGGUCAGUCUUUUGUCCCCCCCCACGACGACCCCGCGUUCGCCGGGCCGAACGCCCCCGCCGCCGUCGGGGAGCCCCACGGGUGGCGCCUCGUCGUCACGGGCCACUCCCUCGGCGCCGGCAUCGCCGUGCUGCUCUCCACCACCCUCCACAGACUCCACCCGACGAUGGUGUGCUUCGCAUACGGCACGCCAGCGGCCACGAUCGACCCCGCGACGUCGCGCGGGCAGGCCUCCCACGUCGUCUCCGUCGUCGCCGGCAAGGACGUCGUCCCGCGCCUCAACGUCGCGACCGUGCGGCGCCUCCGGCUCGACAUGGUUGAGGCGGGUGCACGCAUGAAGAUGAACAAGACGCGCGUCCUGCUCGCGACGCUCCGAGGCCGGCGCAUCCCGUACGCAGAGGCCUUCCGGAGCGACGAGGACGUCCCCGCGGAGGCCCGCGCGGCCUUGCGGGAGUUCCGGGAAGACGUGUUGCUCAACCCUGGGCGGUCGGACGCACAGCUGGAGGAGACGCUCCUGCGGCCGCUGGUGCCCGGCGGACGCGUGCUCUUCCUGCAGCCGCUCAAGGACGUCCGCCCCGGGAUCCUCCCGCGCGUGCGGUCGAGCCUGGCCAGCCUGCGCCCGUCGCGGAGUGGCGCGCCGUCAACGCACGGCGGGGUGCGGCAGAGCGCGUCCGGGGUGCAGGACGGGCCGAUGCGGCCCGUGGACUCCGCGCAGAACAGCCGCGUGGAUCCGGAGCAGCCGGACACGCCGGGCGCUGGGCAGCGAGGCAAGCGGAAUGCGUUUGUGCCGCGGUGGCUCGAGGCGCGGGAGCUGACGGAGCAGGGCAUCCAGCUGAGCCCGCGGAUGCUGUGGGACCACUUCCCGCACUUCUACGCCGAGGCGCUGCAGAAGUGCGUCUCGGACGUGCCGGCGGUCGUGCGCCCGAUGUCGCUUGACGCACCAAAGAUGGCCGCGCCGCCUGCGGACGCGUUCCGCGCGCGGUGA
This is a messenger RNA of Pedinophyceae sp. YPF-701, 2874 nucleotides long. The record is from the annotation of a GenBank genome assembly. NCBI's taxonomy places the organism in Eukaryota, Viridiplantae, Chlorophyta, Pedinophyceae.